AUGCUUUCAAUAGAAAAAGAAAAUUCAAGAGUUGCUACAACUAAACCAUUAGAUGAACUUUUUACGAAUGUAGGUCAAAAGUUUGAGACAGAGACCGUAAAGCAUGAAGGCUAUCGUUUUGACUACCCACUAAGAUGGUUAAGAGACCCAUCCGUCACAAAAGCUGUUGGCUUUCGUAGAAUGAAGUUCAUUUCAGAAGCCAUACAUGGUUUCCCAUUUACGGUCGCUUUUGAAAUUCGAUACUAUAACAAAGAAAAACGUACGUAUGAGAAAUUUGAACAGGGAAAACUUUUACAAGUGAAUUUGCUUGUAAACUUAGAAACAACUCUUCAAGCUUUUCAAGAAAAAAUAAACGAUAUCUAUCUCGAAUAUGCAAAACAGUACAACAUUGACGAAGGAGAGUACCAUCUCGAUAUUUUAUAUGACAGGAAAAAUGCAACUGUUAAAAUCAAUAGAAUAGAAGACCUUGGAGAAGACGUUUAUAUUUCUACAAAAUAUAACAACUUGGCAUGGUAUAGAUUUUUGAGGAUGUUAAAUCAGCCUGCAGAAUAUCCAGUACACCCGAACUUUUAUGAAGUCGAAAACCCUAAUGGAACAUAUGAAAAUGUUUUCGACUCAGAUGCUAUUAUAGUUCAUGCUUCAUUUUCUGGUGCACAAAACUCUUUUUUAUGCUUGGCAAAUGACUUUUACGAAAACCUACAAAGCUAUAUGAACCACCGAGUGGAA
Trichomonas vaginalis G3 is the source of this 726-nucleotide messenger RNA. RefSeq lists its product as uncharacterized. The annotation marks the transcript as partial. The transcript has a single exon. The record is from RefSeq and is a predicted model, not a curated record. Lineage: Eukaryota; Parabasalia; Trichomonadida; Trichomonadidae.